AUAAUCAAAUUUAAAUGCAUCAAAUAAUCUCUUAAAAAAUCAAAUUUAUGUAUAUAUAAAAUAAAUAUUUAAUGUUAUGUUUGUGUGUGUUAGUUUUCGAUUACAAUGUAAAUGUGCAGUAUAGAAUAAUUUGUAUGAAGCGCACAGUGAAAAAAUAUAUAAGAUGAUCUCUGCACUUUCGUUGCCUUGAGGCCUCCGCAUUCUGAAGUUCGGUCCUGCAUAUUAAAGAUCAAGUAAAAAUAAUACUUUUAUCAUCAUUAUAUAGCAUGUUAUUGUAAUAACAAUACCACAUAUGUCAACUCGAUAAAACUGAUAAUUGUCUCUGUGUAUAUGUAAAUGUCAUUUUUUACGUGAUAGUGGAUUUAUCAUCACGAUAAAUGCAUUUAUCAGUUUGAACUUUUCGAUUAGAUUCCACUUUUAGUUGCUUUUCUACAUUACAUGAGAACACAUAUUAACGAUUGCUAAAGCACACAGUAAAAAGCAAAAUGAAUUACUCCGAAUUUUACUCGAAAAUUACUCUUAGAAGGAGAGAAAAUCCGAUUAGACGAAUAACUGAAACUUUUUUAUCAAGUAACAAAUUGGAUGUAAUAAAUUUUGCUGGUGGAAUACCAAAUACCGAUACUUAUCCUUUUGAAGGAAUUAACGUGUCGUGCAAAGAUAAAACGAAUUUGGAUCUUAAAGAUAAGGAUUUAGCUUUAGCUCUUCAAUAUGGACCUGCUAGCGGGUACUUGCCCUUAAUAAAAAAGUAUCGAGAACUGCAAUGUAAAUGGCAUAAUCCUAAACGAACAGAUUGGAACGUAAUGUUUUUUUCUGGCUCGCAAGAUGGUUGUUCGAAAAUUUUUGAAAUGUUUCUCAACGAAGGUGAUCCAGUUAUGGUUCAAUCGCCGACGUAUACAGCAACGAUCAAUUCAUUGGUAUCCUUGAAUCCCGAUUACAUUGAAAUAAUCCAGGAUAGCGACGGUAUCAUACCUGAGGAAAUAAUAAAUGUAUGCGAAAAAAGAUUAAGCGAUGGAAAACCAUUGCCGAAGUUAAUAUACGUCAAUCCUACUGGUGCAAAUCCAACAGGAACUGUAUUAACCGAAAGUCGUAGGAAACAAGUAUACGAAUUAGCGCAGAAAUACAAUUUUCUUAUUGUAGAAGACGAAGCGUAUUGUUUUAUUCAUUUUAUGAAUAAACAACCUACGUCUUUCUUUUCAUUGGACACAGAAGGACGCGUAUUAAGGGUGGAUUCAUUUAGUAAAAUUAUUAGUAGUGGUAUGAGAUUAGGUUGCGUCUCGGCUAACACCGAACUUCUGAAAAAAUUGUCACUGCAUGUAGAAAAUAGCAUUUUACAAGCCAAUUCGUUGUCACAGGUGAUUGUUUACAAAUUAUUUGAUUCGUGGGAUGAAGAUAAAUUCGAUAAACAUUUCAAGAGUCUUCAAGAUUUUUAUCGAAUAAAACGUAACAGUGUGUUAGCAGGAAUUAAAAAACAUCUUACAGGAUUAGCCAAUUGGAUAGAACCUAAAGGUGGUUUCUUUGUAUGGAUUAAAUUGAUUGGAAUUGAUGAUACAUAUCAUUUUGUAAAGAACAAAUGUAUACCCAAUGGAUUAUUCGUAGUUUCUGGAAAUUCGUUUUAUUAUGAUAGUACAAAACCUACUCAAUACAUACGUUUUUCAUAUAGUUAUUCGAAUGACGAGGAGAUCGAUAAGGGACUCUCAAUUAUGGCCAAAUUGAUACGAGAAGAAAAUCAAAUGAAAAUUUUGACACGUUAAAAAAAAGAUCUAUAGUUUUCUUUUUUUUCUUGUUCGUUUUAAUUAUAAAUAGAUUAUUUACGAUGCGUGUGUUUUUGACUUUUUAGGAGACCACAGGAAUAGAUAAUGUAGGAAUAAUGGUAUAGAAUAUCAUUAUUUCAAAUGAAACAUAUAGAAAACAAAGGUAAUUGGCAAUUGAGUAUUUUUAAUCUUAUUUUUCUAUUAUAAAUAUUUUGUUCGAAAUAUCGUUAGAAAUUUCAGUUACAUAUAUACUUACAUAACGUAAGACUUAAUAUACACAUUUAUUUAAUAUAUACUA
This is a messenger RNA of Polistes canadensis, 2049 nucleotides long. RefSeq names its product kynurenine/alpha-aminoadipate aminotransferase, mitochondrial-like. Gene Ontology annotation, biological process: biosynthetic process. The record is from RefSeq and is a predicted model, not a curated record. The transcript is spliced from 8 exons. Bases 486 to 1751 code for a protein of 421 amino acids. Gene Ontology annotation, molecular function: L-kynurenine:2-oxoglutarate transaminase activity; pyridoxal phosphate binding. NCBI's taxonomy places the organism in Eukaryota, Metazoa, Arthropoda, Insecta, Hymenoptera, Vespidae.